Molecule: messenger RNA, 3444 nt
Organism: Pterocles gutturalis (yellow-throated sandgrouse)
Lineage: Eukaryota; Metazoa; Chordata; Aves; Pterocliformes; Pteroclidae
Gene: SASH1
Product: SAM and SH3 domain containing 1
Exons: 18
Molecular function (GO): protein binding
Source: RefSeq, a predicted model, not a curated record
GAGAAACCUGAUGCCAGCCCCACAUCUCUACAGCUGCGAUCCCAGAUUGAGGAGUCACUUGGUCUUAGCAGCACCGCGUCAACACCCGACACUGAAAGAAAGCUCUCCAUUCAUAAAUCAAGUUCGGAAGAAGGUUGUGUAGGGAAAGCAGACUGGAAAAAGAAGAAUAAGUUUUUUUGGCAGAAUUUCCGAAAGAACCAGAAAGGACUAAUGAGGCAGACUUCAAAAGGAGAGGAUGUAGGGUACGUGGCCAGUGAGAUCACAAUGAGUGAUGAGGAGAGGAUCCAGCUGAUGAUGAUGGUCAAAGAGAAGAUGAUCACCAUUGAGGAAGCACUUGCUAGGCUGAAAGAGUAUGAAGCCCAGCACAGACAGUCAAGCACUGUAGAUGCUACAGAAUGGCCUGACGGUUCUUACUCAGCAUUUGAUGGAUCUUCCAAUUGUAAUUCAAGAGAACAAUCUGAUGAUGAAACAGAGGAGUCGGUGAAGUUUAAGAGGUUGCACAAGCUGGUGAAUUCUACUCGCAGAGUCAGGAAGAAACUCAUAAGAGUGGAAGAAAUGAAAAAACCCAGCACAGAAGGUGUGGAAGAGCACUCACUUGACAACUCUCCUAUAUUGGAUGACAGAUCAGCACUUUACUCUGGAGUUCACAAGAAGCAAUUCUACUUUGACGGCUCCUGCGAAAAGCAGCCAGAGGAUGACUUGGACUCACUUACUACUUCUCCCUCAUCCAGCAGUCUUGAUACCUGGGGAGCUAACCGGAAACUGGUGAAGACCUUCAGCAAAACUGAUAGCCGUGGCCUUAUCAAGCCUCCCAAGAAACUCGGGACAUUUUUCUCUUACCCAGAAGAGGAGAAGACCCAGAAAGUUUGCCGCUCCUUGACAGAUGGGGAAAUGAAGAAGAGCCUCGGCUUGCUGAGCCAUGGGAGAACCUGUAGCUUUGGAGGAUUUGACUUGACAAAUCGUUCCCUUCAUAUUGGAAACAGCUCCGACCAAAUGGGCAAAGAAGGAGACUUUGUUUAUAAAGAAGUGAUCAAAUCACCCUCUGCCUCCCGUAUAUCUCUGGGCAAAAAGGUGAAGUCUGUAAAAGAAACCAUGAAGAAAAGGAUGUCUAAAAAAUAUAGCAGCUCUCUGUCUGAGCAGGAGUCCAGCCCUGGGGUCAUGCCAGGUUCUCCGCAGUCGCCGCUGCCAGACACUGACUCCCUGGACAAACCCAAGCUGAAAGCCGGUGGCUCAGUAGAGAGCCUGAGGAGUUCCUUAAGCGGUCAGAGUUCAAUGAGUGGUCAGACAGUGAGCACAACAGAUUCCUCAACCAGCAACAGGGAGAGCGUGAAAUCAGAAGAUGGUGAUGAUGAAGAGCCUCCUUACAGAGGACCUUUUUGUGGAAGAGCCAGGGUUCACACUGAUUUUACUCCGAGUCCUUAUGAUACAGACUCUCUGAAGCUCAAGAAAGGUGACAUCAUUGAUAUAAUCAGCAAACCCCCCAUGGGCACUUGGAUGGGCCUGCUAAAAAAAACUUUCAAAUUUAUCUAUGUGGACGUGUUAAAUGAAGAGGAAGAGAAGCCGAAGCGGCCCACCAGGAGACGCCGGAAAAGCAGACCACCCCAGCCCAAGUCAGUUGAGGAUCUCUUGGAUCGCAUCAACUUAAAGGAGCACAUGCCCACUUUUCUGUUCAAUGGUUAUGAAGAUCUGGAUACCUUUAAGCUUUUAGAAGAGGAAGAUUUGGAUGAACUGAACAUCCGAGAUCCUGAGCACAGAGCCGUCCUCCUCACAGCAGUGGAACUUCUACAGGAGUAUGAUAGUAACAGCGACCAGUCAGGAUCUCAGGAGAAACUUCUCAUUGAAGGCCAAGGCCUAACCGGAUGCUCUCCUCGGGAUUCUGGCUGCUAUGAAAGCAGUGAAAACCUGGAGAAUGGUAAAACUCGAAAGACCUGUCUUCUGCCCUCAAAAUCAGCAAGUGAGCAUAACUUUAAGGAAUUCAGCAGAAACCAGCUAUCAAAUUAUCCUACACUUCCACUGACCAAGUCAAUAGAAACUCUACAGCAAGGAGAAAAAGCAAGCCGGUUGAGUUGUGCGCAUCGUGCUCUGAAGAGCUCUGUCAAACCUCCAGCUGUUACGGGUCUGAAGAAGAACCGUAGAAGCUUACCGGUUGCCGUCUGUCAGAGCUAUGAAACUCUGGAUGGCCCGCAGGGUGUAGAUACAUGGCCAAGAUCUCACUCUCUGGAUGAUCUCCAGGGAGAAUGCAAUACUAAUCUACAGGAUGCUAGCAAGGAAUUAGGUUCUUUUCCUCAGGAUUCACUGGAUAUAGCAAAAAAGGCAACUGGCUUUGCCCGGCCGCCCCUGUCUCAUGGAGGCAGCUGUAUGGUAGAUGACUUGAUGGGCAUGCAGGGUAAAGGAGUUGCUAGUUCUCAGAAGGGAAGAGCUAAGGAAUUGGAUGGCUCUGUAAUGGAGUCUGCAGGUGGAAAGCCUGCUCUGUUCCCCCUGAAAAACUGUGAAGCUCAGCCUGCCUUAGCGAUGCAUCUUGCAACAAGGACGCCUCUGGAAACACAAAGUAAAGGCUUUCAUGACCUUGCACGGGCUGAUUAUGCUCCAGUCCUCAAGGGAGGUCUAGAAGCUGAGCAAAAAGGCACAAAUGAGGCAAGAAUGCAACCAAAAAAUCCUUCUCAGCCACCGCCUGUCCCUGCCAAAAAAUGCCGAGAACGCCUUUCUAAUGGAUUAUAUCAUCCUCCUGUGACCCCAAGUGGAAACAACUCAAGCCUAGAACCACCAUGUUUGCCAGUAAAAAAGAGCAGCUCAUCCACGCCCAUUGAUUGUCAUGGAGUACCUGUCCGUAGGACAUCUUCUGAACAGGAGCCCAGUAGCCCUCCUAGCCCACUGCCACCCUGGCUGUCGGAGCUCCCAGAGACUGCUAGUGUUCAGCAGCAUGUGAUAAAGCUAGGUCCUGCUUCAGGGAGGAAGUUCUCUUGUAGCAGGGGAAUGGAUCUGGAAAUGGUAAUAGAAAACAAGUUGCAGUCUGAAGACAUUGAUCUUACUGAAGAACCGUACUCUGACAAGCACGGUCGCUGUGGCAUUCCUGAGGCUUUGGUACAGAGGUAUUCUGAAGACUUAGACCAGCCUGAAAAGGAUGUUGCCACAAACAUGGACCAAAUCCGGGUAAAGCAGCUGAGGAAGCAGCAUCGCAUGGCAAUUCCAAGUGGAGGGCUUACUGAAAUUUGCCGAAAACCUUUAUCCCCAGGACUUAUCACCUCAGUAUCUGACUGGCUGAUUUCCAUUGGCCUACCUAUGUAUUCCAGCCUGCUCACAGAAGCAGGAUUCAACACACUGAGCAAAGUGCCUUCUCUGUCACAAACUUGCCUUCAAGAAGCUGGCAUCACAGAGGAAAGGCACAUAAGCAAGCUCCUGGCAGCAGCAAGACUCUUCAAACCUCUUGAUCCAGAGGCAAUUUAA